Mesorhabditis belari is the source of this 2595-nucleotide messenger RNA. Lineage: Eukaryota; Metazoa; Nematoda; Chromadorea; Rhabditida; Rhabditidae. The record is from the annotation of a GenBank genome assembly.
AUGAUUCUAUUUCUUCUUUUCUUAUUAUUUAUCGGCUUUCUAUUCUAUGAUUUUUAUUGGAAAAGAAGAGGUUUACCACCGGGUCCAACCCCACUCCCAAUUUUCGGAAAUCUUAUCCAAGUUUUCCUCAACCGACCCGGUUAUGAAGUCUUCACGAAAUGGAGAAAAGAAUAUGGACCUGUUUUCACUUUUUGGCUAAGUUUCAAACCGGUGUUUAUUGUGGCCGACUAUGAAACGAUUAAAGAAUCGAUUAUAAAAGAGGGCGAUAAAUACUCGGAUCGUUACGUUUUCAAGGAGUUCAAUGAGGUGCUCAGGGGUGGAACUUUUGGCUUGAUCAGCUCACAAGGAGAUCUUUGGAGAGAGCAAAGAAGAUUCACUUUGCACACUUUAAGAGAUUUCGGUAUGGGAAGGAAUUUGAUGGAGGAAAGGAUCAUGAUCGAAGUAGAGCCACUAAUGGAAAGGAUGGCUCAGCAGAAAGAGGACAUAUUUAUGCAGAAAGAGUUCGAUACAGCCGUUGGAUCAAUCAUCAACAAUAUCGUCUUUGGAUAUCGUUUUGAUGAGCAACACCUUGACGAGUUUGAGCUCGUAAAGAAAGCUCUCCGACACAUGAUCGUCGCUGGAACGAAUCCGAUUUUCAUUCUUUCCGCCACUCUGCCUUUCAUUCGAGGAUGGCCAAUUUUUAGGGGAAUUUACUCCGAAGUGCUAGCGAACAAUCAAAUUCUCUUUGACUUUAUUCAGCGACAAAUCGAUAAUCGAAGAAAAAAUGUCGACUUUGAUACUGAGGAAUACGAUGAUUUUGUUGAGUGUUGGUUGAAAGAGCAACGGAAGAAGAAGGGCUCAAUUCAUGAGGGAUAUUACACAGAUAUUCAACUCAGAAAUCUUGUUUUCGACAUCUGGAUUGCUGGAAUGGAAACCACGUCAAACACCCUCACUUGGGCAGUUUGCUACAUUUUGAACUACCCAGAAGUGCAAAGAAAAAUGCACGAAGAGUUGGAUCGAGUGAUCAAAUCGGAUCGAAAAGUUACGCUCGCUGACAAAAAUCAAUUGCCUUACAUCAACGCUGUUGUUUCAGAAAUUCAACGCCUAGCCAACUUGCUUCCGCAAAAUCUGAUGAGACUUGUCACCGAGGAUGCGGUGAUUAAAGGCUACAAGAUCCCGGCUGGAUCAGCUGUGAUGCCUCAAAUUGCGACUAUUUUGUAUGAUGACAAGAUUUUUCCCGAUCCGUAUAUAUUGAAACCGGAACGUUUCCUCAACCCCGACGGAACCUUCAAAACUUAUCCCGAGCUUGUCCCGUUUUCUGUUGGAAAGCGACAAUGUCCUGGUUUCAAACCAGCUGUCAUUAUUGCCGAUUGGGAGACAAUCAAGGAAUCGAUAAUCAAAGAGGGUGACAAAUACGCUGACCGAUAUGUGCCCGAAGAUUUCGUGAGGGUUUUGAGAGGUGGCUAUUAUGGAAUCAUCAACUCAAAGGGCGAUCUUUGGAGAGAACAAAGAAGAUUUGUUCUGCACACUUUGCGAGAUUUUGGAAUGGGAAGAAAUCUGAUGGAGGAAAGGAUCAUGCUCGAGAUGGACUACUUUAGUGAAAGAGUGGCAAAGCUGAAGAAGGGCAUAAAUUUACAGAAAGAAUUUGACACGGCUAUCGGCUCUAUCAUCAACAAUAUUCUUUUUGGAUAUCGCUUUGAUGAGGAACACCAGCACGAGUUUCAUUUGGUGAAGAGCGCUCUCCGUAGCAUCAUUGUCGAUGGAUCGAGUCCACUCUUCUUGGUAGCCGCUUUCGUUCCAAUCACAAGGGGAUGGCCAGGAUUUAAAGGGGCUUUUGAUAAAACGAUCAACAACAACGAAACGAUGAUGAACUUUAUUAAGAAACAGAUUGCCAUACGGAGAGCACAAGUCGAUUUAGAGUCAGAAGGUUACGACGAUUUUGUGGAAUGUUAUCUAAAAGAACAACACCGAAAGAAGGGCUCGAUUCACGAGGAUUUUUAUUGUGAGAUUCAACUAGUCAACACGGUGUUGGACAUCUGGAUGGCUGGAAUGGAGACCACGUCGAACACUCUCACCUGGGCUUUCUGCUAUAUUUUGAAUCAUUUGGAGGUUCAAGAGAAAAUCCACGAAGAGUUGGAUCGAGUGAUCAAAUCGGAUCGCAAAAUCACGAUGGCCGAUAAAAACUCGUUGCCAUAUCUGAAUGCAGUUGUAGCUGAAGUACAACGGUGCGCCAACUUGCUUCCCCAAAAUCUGAUUCGAUCGACGAGUGAAGAUGUGGUGAUUGGAGGAUACAAGCUGCCGGCGGGGACAGCUGUUAUCCCACAAAUCGCAACGGUGCUCCUCGAUGAGAAGGUGUUCCCUGAUCCAUACGAGUUCAACCCUGAUCGUUUUUUGAAUAAAGAUGGAACCUUCAAGACUUAUCCAGAGCUUGUCCCGUUUUCCGUCGGCAAGCGACAAUGUCCUGGAGAGGGAUUGGCACGACUUGAGCUUUAUUUGUUUAUAGCAAACAUUUUACAGAGAUUUAAGAUCUCCGCUGACACUGUGCCAUCAAUGGAGAAAACCGUCGGUCAAGUGAUGACCGCAAAGAGCUAUUGCUGUAAUUUUGAGGAGAGAAGA